GAAGACUCAGAGCAAACUUCCCAGCGCCUGGGGCAGCAGGGCUGGCAGGAGAGCGAGGUGCCAGGAUCGCGACCAUGCAGUACCAGCCGCCUGCCCUGUACGCGCCCACCCCGCUGCUGCAGCCCGUGCACCCCACGCCCUUCUACAUCGAGGACAUCCUGGGCAGGGGCGCCCCGACGGGGCUCCCCCACCCAGCGCAGCCGCCACCGCCGCCUCCUCCGCCCACGCUGCCGUCCCCCAACUCGUCCUUCACCAGCCUGGUGGCGGGGGCCUCCUACCGGACCCCGAUCUACGAGCCCACCCCGAUCCACCCGGCCUUCUCGCACCACCUGGCCGCUGCCGCCACCUACGGGGCGGGCCCCUACGGCGCGCCCGCCGGAGCCCCGCUCUACCCGUUCCCCCGCGCCGUCAGCGACUACGCGCACGCCCUCAUCCGCCACGACCCCCUGGGCAAGCCGCUGCUGUGGAGCCCCUUCAUGCAGAGGCCGCUGCACAAGCGGAAAGGGGGCCAGGUGCGCUUCUCCAACGACCAGACCAUCGAGCUGGAGAAGAAGUUCGAGACGCAGAAGUACCUCUCUCCGCCCGAGAGGAAGCGCCUGGCUAAGAUGCUGCAGCUGAGCGAGAGGCAGGUUAAAACUUGGUUUCAGAAUCGUCGGGCUAAAUGGCGGCGUCUAAAGCAGGAGAACCCUCAAGCUAGCAAAAAAGAGGAAACCGAAAGUGGGGACAAUCACCAGGAUCCAAGACAAGAGGACUGUCUGAGUCCUGAGCACGAUAAGGAGACUUCUCCAGGGAGACCACUGUACACCCCAUCACCAGCCUCCCAGGAAGAGCUGGAUACUGACAUCUCUGAUGAUUCAGACCAAGAGGUGGACAUUGAAGGUGACAAGGGCUAUUUCAAUAGUCCUCAUCAGUAGUGGUCCCCUAGAGGACGGACUUUCCCUCUGCUUGCACUUUAAGAGGAGUUGGCUUGACAAAAAUGAGGAGGGGAAAUAUAACUCUAAGUCAGUGUUUUUGUUGAGACAAUCACCUGAAAAAUGGGGCAGAUCUUUUUACUUUGAAAUGACAGGAAAGCGCCUGUGCUUGUUGAUAGAUUUGUACAGUGAUCAGUUUUUAUAUCCUCCUGGGAAUAUAACUACUACUACAUCUUCUUUGAAGACCUUUAACUGGCUGAGAGAAAAAAACCACACCAAACAAACUGGAUGAAAAGGGCCCUUUUGAUUCCCCAAGGAGAAUUUCACACCUGGGAUGGAAAUUUUGCAAAAAGACCUUUUGAAUGUUGCAGGACUGAAACAAAAUGUUUUGAAUUUUGGGCCCAGGGGUCCAAAAAGUGGGGAGAGAGUGUAGCAGAUACCAUCAACAUAACCUUACUUUCAUCUCUUGAAAACACUGGUGCAGUUAGGUAAUUUUAGAUGCUGGGCUUGUGUGACUUUCUCCUUCGAUCAUAUUGUGUAUUAUUUCACUUAACACUUAAUUCCAGUGGUCUUACAGGGAUGCUCUUCGGAUGGGAAUGUGUAUCACUUCAAAAGGUGGUAAACCAGCCUUAAUGCAUUUGAGGACCCUCUGG
This is a messenger RNA of Podarcis raffonei (Aeolian wall lizard), 1564 nucleotides long. It is a transcript of the gene HHEX, whose product is annotated as hematopoietically expressed homeobox. The transcript is spliced from 4 exons. The record is from RefSeq and is a predicted model, not a curated record. Gene Ontology annotation, biological process: cell differentiation; regulation of transcription by RNA polymerase II. The coding region runs from base 75 to 914 and encodes 279 amino acids. Gene Ontology annotation, molecular function: DNA-binding transcription factor activity, RNA polymerase II-specific; RNA polymerase II cis-regulatory region sequence-specific DNA binding. Lineage: Eukaryota; Metazoa; Chordata; Lepidosauria; Squamata; Lacertidae.